Molecule: messenger RNA, 8811 nt
Organism: Theobroma umbraticum
Lineage: Eukaryota; Viridiplantae; Streptophyta; Magnoliopsida; Malvales; Malvaceae
Gene: UPL1
Product: LOW protein: E3 ubiquitin ligase-like protein
Biological process (GO): protein polyubiquitination; ubiquitin-dependent protein catabolic process
Cellular component (GO): cytoplasm
Molecular function (GO): ubiquitin protein ligase activity; protein binding
Source: RefSeq, a predicted model, not a curated record
UUCUCCAGUUAUUACAAUUUCUUCUCCACUUCUCUCUCUUUUCUCUUCCUCUUCUUUUUCUCUCUCUCUUUCUCUCUUCCUUUCUUUCUUUGAUCUCAUCAAAACCCUAAUUUCCGAUCGCAAAAUCCCACCUUUUCCCCCAUAUUCCCUUCUAAUCAGCAGUCCCACUUUUUCCUCCCAAUUUCAGGAUCCUUCCUUGAUUCUUGAUAGUUUUAACAGUGUUAAUUCAGAGGAAAAAGCCCUAACUUUUUUUAAUUCAAUUUCUACAUUUCUUUUUAACUCUUCGAUCAAUUCUCGAUUGCCUUGAGAAUUGAUCGAUUCUUGAAAAUCGUAACCUUCCUGAGAUGUUCUGUUUUUGCUCAAUAUGAAGCUUAAGCGGAGGAGGUAUUUAGAAGUGCCUCCCAAAAUCAGAUCCUUCAUCAAUAGCGUCACUUCCGUGCCGCUUGAGAAUAUAGAGGAAGCCCUAAAAGAUUUUUUUUGGGAGUUUGAUAAGGGAGAUUUUCAUCAUUGGGUUGAGCUUUUUAACCAUUUUGAUACAUUUUUUGAGAAGCACAUAAAAUCAAGAAAAGAUUUGCAGGUUGAGGAUAAUUUUUUGGGAUCUGAUCCACCUUUCCCCAGGGAAGCAGUUCUUCAAAUUCUUCGUGUUAUAAGAAUAGUCUUGGAAAACUGCACAAAUAAGCAUUUUUAUAGCUCUUAUGAGCAUCUUUCAUCCUUGCUUGCAUCUACUGAUGCUGAUGUCGUUGAGGCUUGCUUGCAAACUUUAGCUGCGUUCUUGAAGAAAACAAGUGGAAAGUACUCUAUCAGAGAUGCAUCUUUGAAUUCCAAGUUAUUUGCUCUUGCUCAAGGUUGGGGGGGAAAAGAAGAGGGUCUAGGAUUGAUUGCAUGUGCUAUACAGAAUGGGUGUGAUACAGUUGCUUAUGAUCUAGGGUGUACUCUCCAUUUUGAGUUUUAUGCAUCGAAUGAGUUCUCUGCCUCAGAACAUUCAACCCAAGGUUUACAAAUUAUUCAUUUACCUAACAUCAACACUCAUCCAGAGACUGAUUUAGAACUCUUGAAUAAAUUAGUUGGCGAGUAUAAGGUACCAACAAAUUUAAGGUUUUCUUUAUUGUCAAGAUUGCGUUUUGCUAGGGCUUUUGGCUCUUUUACAUCUCGGCAGCAGUAUACACGCAUUCGCUUGUAUGCCUUCAUUGUUCUUGUUCAAGCAAGCAGUGAUGCUGAUGACCUAGUUUCUUUCUUCAAUAAUGAGCCUGAGUUUGUUAAUGAGUUAGUUACUUUACUGAGCUAUGAAGAUGCAGUUCCCGAGAAGAUUCGAAUUUUAUGUCUGCUUUCUUUGGUUGCUCUUUGUCAAGAUCGGUCCCGCCAACCUACUGUAUUGACUGCUGUCACAUCUGGCGGACACCGAGGUAUCCUAUCCAGCCUCAUGCAGAAAGCCAUUGAUUCUGUUGUGAGCAAUACAUCAAAGUGGUCUGUUGUGUUUGCUGAGGCUCUGCUAUCUCUUGUCACUGUUUUGGUUUCAUCGUCAUCAGGUUGCUCGGCCAUGCGUGAAGCAGGGUUUAUCCCCACUCUUCUACCUCUGCUUAAAGAUACUGAUCCUCAGCAUCUGCAUUUGGUCAGCACAGCUGUCAAUAUUCUGGAGGCCUUCAUGGAUUAUAGUAAUCCUGCGGCUGCAUUGUUCAGAGACUUGGGUGGUUUAGAUGAUACAAUCUCUCGCUUGAAACUUGAAGUUUCUUAUGUGGAAAACAGUCCAAAGCAACAAGUUGAAGAUCCUGAUUGUAGUGGGAGGAGUUCACAAGUAGUUGCAGGUGCUUCAACUGAGCUUGACAACAUGCAACCUCUAUAUUCUGAAGCAUUAGUUUCCUAUCAUCGGCGGCUACUCAUGAAAGCUUUAUUACGUGCUAUAUCUCUUGGAACAUAUGCCCCUGGAAACACUGCUCGUGUUUAUGGAUCUGAGGAGAGUUUGUUGCCACAGUGCUUGAGUAUCAUAUUUAGACGAGCAAAAGAUUUUGGUGGGGGAGUAUUUGCACUUGCAGCAACUGUCAUGAGUGAUCUAAUUCACAAGGAUCCUACAUGCUUUUCUGUCUUAGAGGCAGCUGGUCUUCCAUCUGCCUUCCUAGAUACUAUAAUGGAUGGUGUUCUCUGCUCUGCAGAAGCCAUAACAUGCAUACCUCAGUGUUUGGAUGCCUUGUGUCUAAAUACUAAUGGUCUUCAGGCUGUGAAAGACCGCAAUGCUUUGAGGUGUUUUGUCAAGAUAUUUACUUCUAGAACAUAUUUGCGUUGUCUUACUGGAGAUACUCCUGGUUCCUUGUCAAGUGGCUUGGAUGAACUUAUGCGCCAUGCUUCUUCAUUGCGUGUGCCUGGAGUGGAUAUGGUGAUUGAGAUCUUGAAUGUCAUACUGAGAAUUGGCUCUGGUGUUGACACUUCAAAUUUUGCUGCUGAAUCUUCUGCCCCUGUUCCUAUGGAAACUGAUGCUGAAGAGAGGAAUUUGAUUCAGCAAGAUGACAGGGAAUCUUCAAGGACUGAGAGCUCAGAGCAAACGGCUGAGUCGUCUUCUGAUGCUUCUUUGAUGAAUAUUGAAUUGUUUCUUCCUGAUUGUAUAAGCAAUGUGGGCCGUUUACUUGAAACCAUUCUUCAGAAUGCUGACACAUGCCGGAUGUUUGUUGAAAAGAAGGGUAUUGAUGCUGUCCUACAGUUGUUUACCUUGCCUUUAAUGCCUCUUUCAGCAUCAGUUGGACAGAGCAUUUCUGUUGCCUUCAAGAACUUUUCACUUCAGCAUUCUGCUUCUCUGGCUCGGGCAGUUUGUUCAUUCCUGAGAGAACAUCUGAAGUCAACAAAUGAACUUUUAGCUUCUGUUGGAGGAACUCAGCUAGCCAUGGUCGAACCUGGAAACCAGACCAAGGUUUUGAGAUCUCUUUCUAGUCUCGAAGGUAUAUUGUCCCUUUCCAACUUUCUUUUGAAGGGCACUACCAGUGUUGUCUCUGAGUUGAGCACUGCAGAUGCUGAUGUAUUGAAAGAUCUUGGGAGGGCAUACAGGGAAAUAAUAUGGCAAAUUUCUUUGUCUAAUGAUUCCAUGGCUGAUGAGAAGCGGAAUGCUGAUCAAGAAAGUGAGAGUCCAGAUGCAGCUCCGUCAAAUGCUGCUGCUGGAAGAGAAAGUGAUGAUGAUGCCAGUAUCCCAGCUGUGAGAUACAUGAACCCUGUUUCUGUUAGGAAUGGUCCUCAGUCUUUGUGGGGUGCAGAACGAGAGUUUCUUUCUGUUGUCCGUUCUGGUGAAAGUUUGCACCGUCGUAGUCGACAUGGAUUGUCCCGUUUGAGGGGUGGAAGGAGUGGUCGACACCUGGAGGCUUUAAAUAUUGAUUCUGAAGUUUCUCACAACCUACCAGAGAUGUCAUCUCUCCAGGAUAUGAAAACAAAAAGUCCUGGCCUUCUUGUGAUAGAAAUUCUUAACAAGCUUGUUUUCACAUUACGGUCUUUUUUCAUAGCUCUUGUGAAGGGGUUUACCUCACCAAAUCGUCGUAGAGCAGAUGCAGGAUCAUUAAGUUCGGCUUCCAAGACCCUUGGUAUGGCCCUGGCUAAAAUAUUUCUUGAGGCCCUGGGUUUCUCCGGGUAUUCUUCAUCUUCGGGUCUUGAUACAUCCCUUUCAGUCAAGUGUCGCUACCUUGGAAAAGUUGUUGAUGACAUGGGAGCACUGACAUUUGACAGCAGGCGGCGUACAUGUUAUACAGCAAUGGUUAAUAAUUUUUAUGUCCAUGGAACCUUUAAGGAGCUACUUACCACCUUUGAAGCUACUAGUCAGUUACUGUGGACACUACCAUACUCUAUUCCUACGCCAGGUAUUGAACAUGAGAAGGCAGGUGAAGCAAAUAAAUUCUCACACAGUACAUGGCUGCUUGAUACGUUACAAUGCUACUGCCGCGUGCUUGAGUAUUUUGUUAAUUCUACUUUACUUCUGUUUGGGAAUUCUGGAUCCCAAACUCAGCUGCUUGUUCAGCCAGUUGCUGCAGGUUUGUCAAUUGGGCUCUUCCCCGUUCCUAGGGACCCAGAAACCUUUGUGCGUAUGCUGCAGUGUCAGGUGCUGGAUGUGAUUCUACCUAUCUGGAACCAUCCUAUGUUUCCUAAUUGUAGUCCUGGUUUUGUGGCUUCUGUUGUUUCGAUUAUCAUGCAUGUAUACUCAGGUGUUGGAGAUGUGAGACGAAAUCGCAGCGGCAUCUCAGGAAGUACAAACCAGCGUUUCAUGCCCCCACCGCCCGAUGAAGGUACCAUUGCCACCAUUGUUGAGAUGGGUUUUUCAAGGGCUAGGGCUGAGGAAGCACUGAGACGAGUUGAAACAAAUAGUGUUGAAAUGGCCAUGGAGUGGCUGAUUAGUCAUGCUGAGGAUCCUGUGCAAGAGGAUGAUGAACUGGCUCGGGCACUUGCUUUGUCACUUGGAAAUUCAUCAGAGACAUCCAAAGUUGACAGUGUUGACAAGCCAAUGGAUGUCAUUACAGAAGAAGGGCGGCCUGCAGAACCUCCAAUUGAUGAUAUCCUCAGUGCAUCUGUGAAGUUGUUCCAGAGUAGUGAUAAUAUGGCAUUUUCAUUGACAGACUUGCUUGUAACACUUUGCAAUCGUAACAAAGGAGAAGAUCGUCCAAAAGUGUUAUCUUUUCUUAUUCAACAGCUGAAGCUCUGUCCACUGGAUUUUUCAAAAGAUUCAAGUGCAUUGUGUAUGAUAUCUCAUAUUGUAGCACUGCUUCUAUCUGAAGAUGGGAAUACGCGCGAAAUUGGUGCACAGAAUGGUAUAGUACCUGCUGCUAUUGAUAUCCUGAUGGACUUCAAGGCUAAAAAUGAGUUGGGGAAUGAAAUUAUGGCACCAAAAUGUAUCAGUGCUUUACUGUUGAUCUUGGAUAACAUGUUGCAGUCUCGUCCAAGAAUAUUUUCUGACACGGUGGAGGGUACACAGACAGUAUCUCAGCCUGACUCAUCUGGGGAGCAUGCUUCUUUGUCAGGUCCAGAAUCAAUGACACAGAAAAAAUUAGCUUCGGAUGCUAAUGAGAAAGAAUCUAUCACCCCAUUAGAGAAAACAUUGGGUAAAUCCACUGGUUACUUGACCAUAGAAGAGAGUCACAAGUUGCUGCUUGUUGCUUGCGACCUAAUCAGACAGCAUGUUCCAGCAAUGGUCAUGCAAGCUGUUCUGCACAUUGAUCCUGAGUUUUUAGCUGCUCUUCCUCCAGACAUUCAAGCAGAAGUGUUAGCACAGCAGAGAGCGCAGAGAGUUGCUCAGCAAGCUGAGGGUCAACCUGUGGACAUGGAUAAUGCUUCGAUCAUUGCAACCUUCCCUGCUGAUCUGCGUGAAGAGGUGCUGUUGACUUCCUCGGAAGCAGUUUUGUCAGCGUUACCUUCUUCAUUGCUUGCUGAAGCUCAAAUGCUUAGGGACAGAGCAAUGAGUCAUUACCAGGCACGUAGUCUUUUUGGAGGUAGCCACAGGCUAAAUAAUCGGAGGAAUGGUUUGGGAUUGGAUAGGCAGACAGUGAUGGACAGGGGUGUUGGAGUUACAUUAGGUCGAAGGCCAGGCUCUACCAUUUCAGAUAGCUUAAAAGUGAAGGAAAUUGAAGGGGAGCCUCUGUUGAAUGCAAAUUCUUUGAAAGCUUUGAUUCGCCUUCUACGGCUAGCGCAGCCCCUUGGGAAAGGCCUUCUACAGAGGCUUCUGUUAAAUCUUUGUGCACAUAGUGUUACAAGAGCAACUUUGGUAAAGCUCUUGCUUGAUAUGAUUAAAUCUGAAACUGAAGGCUCAAGCAAUGGUUUGUCAACAAUAAAUUCCCACAGGCUUUAUGGUUGCCAGUCAAAUGUUGUUUAUGGCCGGUCACAGUUGUUUGAUGGUCUUCCACCUCUUGUACUACGUCGCGUUCUCGAGAUUUUGACUUAUUUGGCUACAAAUCAUUCUGCUGUUGCAAAUAUGUUGUUUUACUUUGAUCCCUCAAUUCUUUCUGAACCAUUGAGCCCAAAGUAUUCAGAAACCAAGAAAGAUAAAGGCAAGGAGAAAAUUAUGGAUGGAGAUGCGUCAAAAACCUUGGGAAACUCUCUGGAAGGAGAUGUUCCUUUAAUAUUAUUUCUUAAGCUCUUGAAUCGGCCGCUGUUUUUGCACAGCACUGCCCAUCUCGAGCAGGUUGUGGGCGUGCUUCAAGUAGUUGUCUAUACAGCAGCAUCAAAAUUAGAAAGUCGGUCACUCUCUGAUUUGGCAGUUGAUAAUUCAAAUUCCCUUAACCAGCUCACAAAUGAAGCUUCUGGUGAUGCUCAUAAAGAUCCUCCUUUGUCAGAACCAGAUUCUAAUCAGGAGGAUAAACGGACCAAUGCUGAAUCCUCUGUAUCUGGUGGCCAUAGAAAUGUCAAUUUGUACAAUAUAUUCUUGCAGCUGCCAGAGUCUGAUUUGCGCAAUUUAUGCAGUCUUCUUGGUCGUGAGGGGCUGUCGGAUAAAGUUUAUAUGUUGGCUGGUGAGGUGCUGAAGAAGUUGGCCUCAGUUGCUGUGACGCAUCGCAAGUUCUUUACUUCAGAGCUUUCAGAAUUAGCUCAUGGUUUGAGUAGUUCGGCUGUCAAUGAGCUGAUUACACUGAGGAAUACACAGAUGCUGGGCCUGAGUGCAGGUUCCAUGGCAGGAGCUGCAAUCCUGCGUGUGCUACAAGUGCUUAGCUCACUUGCUUCAGCUAAUGUUGAUGAUGAUACACCACAGGAUGGUGUUCGUGAACAGGAAGAGCAAGCUACCAUGUGGAAAUUAAAUGUGUCAUUAGAGCCAUUGUGGGAAGAAUUAAGUGAUUGUAUCGGCAUGACUGAGAUACAGCUGGCUCAGAGCUCACUCUGUCCAACUGUAUCUAAUGUAAAUGUUGGGGAGCAUGUACAGGGAACAUCCUCAUCAUCACCACUUCCUCCUGGGACUCAGAGACUCCUUCCUUUCAUUGAGGCUUUCUUUGUUUUGUGUGAAAAGCUACAUGCAAAUCAUUCUAUCAUGCAGCAAGAUCAUGUAAAUGUGACUGCCCGAGAAGUAAAAGAGUCUGCUGAGUGUUCUGCUUCCUUAUCCUCCAAGUGCGGUGGGGAUUCUCAGAAAAAGCUUGAUGGUUCUGUGACAUUUGCAAGGUUUGCUGAGAAGCAUCGCAGACUUCUGAAUGCUUUCGUUAGGCAGAAUCCUGGCUUGUUAGAAAAAUCACUUUCUAUGUUGCUGAAAGCUCCAAGGUUGAUUGACUUUGAUAACAAAAGAGCAUAUUUCCGUUCAAGAAUAAGGCAACAGCAUGAACAGCACCUUGCUGGCCCACUGCGGAUAAGUGUGCGGCGUGCAUAUGUUUUGGAGGACUCUUACAAUCAGUUAAGAAUGCGGCCUACUCAGGAUCUGAAGGGUCGUUUGAACGUGCAGUUUCAAGGUGAAGAGGGUAUUGAUGCUGGUGGUCUGACAAGAGAAUGGUAUCAGUUGUUGUCAAGGGUUAUAUUUGACAAAGGAGCAUUACUUUUUACUACUGUGGGGAACAAUGCAACUUUCCAGCCAAAUUCCAAUUCUGUUUACCAGACUGAGCAUCUAUCGUACUUCAAAUUUGUUGGUCGUGUGGUUGCAAAGGCAUUAUUUGAUGGUCAACUUUUGGAUGUUUAUUUUACUCGUUCCUUCUACAAGCACAUACUUGGUGUGAAGGUGACAUACCAUGAUAUAGAGGCAGUUGAUCCUGAUUAUUACAAGAAUCUGAAGUGGAUGCUACAGAACGAUGUGAGUGACAUACCUGACCUGACUUUUAGCAUGGAUGCUGAUGAAGAGAAGCACAUACUUUAUGAAAAAACUGAGGUUACUGAUUAUGAGCUUAAACCCGGAGGAAGAAAUAUCAGAGUUACUGAAGAAACAAAACACGAGUACGUAGACCUUGUUGCUGAUCAUAUCUUGACAAAUGCUAUCCGUCCUCAGAUCAAUUCCUUCCUUGAGGGAUUUAAUGAAUUGGUUCCACGGGAACUUAUUUCAAUUUUUAAUGAUAAAGAGCUUGAGCUACUAAUCAGUGGACUUCCUGAAAUUGAUUUGGAUGAUCUAAAGGCCAACACCGAGUAUACUGGCUACACAGCUGCAUCUCCUGUUAUUCAAUGGUUUUGGGAAGUUGUUAAAGCUUUUAACAAAGAGGACAUGGCAAGACUGCUGCAGUUUGUCACUGGAACAUCAAAGGUGCCGUUGGAGGGUUUUAAGGCAUUGCAGGGCAUCUCUGGUCCACAAAGGUUUCAGAUUCACAAGGCAUAUGGAGCUCCUGAGCGGCUGCCUUCUGCACAUACAUGCUUUAAUCAACUAGACCUUCCUGAGUAUACCUCCAAGGAACAGCUUCAGGAACGUUUGCUGCUUGCUAUCCAUGAAGCUAGUGAAGGGUUUGGCUUUGGUUGAACAAAUGUUGUAUUAUGAUGACAUUGUCUCAGCAGCACCUAUAAUCCAUCUACAAAUUUACAUUGUACAUAAGCCUGAUGGAUUUGGCCGAUGAAGAUGUAAUAAUGGGAGGAAAAGCUGCUGAUCUUAAAGAGUGUAGAAAUAGGAUUCCGGAUGCCCAAUGCAGCAGAAAUGGAGGGGAUGAUGCUUGUGCCUUUGAUUACUACUGGCGAGCUUCUCAAACAACCAACCCAGAGGAAAAAUGAGAUUCUUUUCAUAGUUUUUGCCAUGUCAAGUGAUUGAGAGGGAGCACAAGAAGAUGGUUCUAUUGUUAAUAUUAGUUUUGUUUUUUCUUUUCUAAUUCUUGAAAAGUGCUCACAUGGCUAAUUGUCUUUUUGGAUUAGCGCAUGUCCUCAACUAUUUCCCUAGUUCUUAAUAAGCUAGUGAUUGUUCAUAUUAAAUCAUCC